This is a messenger RNA of Didymodactylos carnosus, 2061 nucleotides long. Lineage: Eukaryota; Metazoa; Rotifera; Eurotatoria; Philodinida; Philodinidae. The record is from the annotation of a GenBank genome assembly.
AUGACGUUUAGUAAAAUACUGAUUGCUAAUCGCGGUGAAAUAGCAUGUCGAGUUAUUCGUACAGCAAGAAGACUUGGUCUAAAAUCUGUGGCUGUUUACUCAGAUGCAGACAAAAAUUCAUUACAUGUCAGAAUGGCUGACGAAGCUGUUCGUAUUGGUCCGGCACAGGCUUUGCAAAGUUAUUUAAAAAAAGAAAAUGUCAUUGAAGCUGCCUUAAAAACAAAUUCUCAAGCGAUACAUCCCGGUUAUGGUUUCUUAUCAGAAAAUUAUGAAUUUUGUAAUAUGUGUAACGAAAAUAAUCUCGUAUUUAUUGGUCCACCGCCGAAUGCCAUUCGUGACAUGGGUAUUAAAAAUUUGAGUAAAAAUAUCAUGACUAGUGCCAAUGUUCCAGUAAUUUAUGGUUAUCAUGGUGAAGAUCAAAACAAUGAAAAAUUACAACAAGAAGCAAAAAAGAUUGGCUAUCCGGUAAUGAUUAAAGCUGUGCGUGGUGGAGGUGGAAAAGGAAUGAGAAUUGCAUUUAAAGAAGAAGAAUUUUUGGAUCAAUUAAAUGCAGCUCGAUCAGAAGCAAUGAAAUCGUUUAACGAUGAUUCUGUAUUAAUAGAAAAAUUUAUACAACGUCCAAGACAUGUUGAAGUUCAAGUAUUUGGUGAUAUGCAUAAAAAUUACGUUUAUUUAUUUGAACGUGAUUGCAGUGUACAAAGACGACAUCAGAAGAUAAUUGAAGAAGCUCCCGCUCCAGGUAUCAAUUGGUCAACAAGAAAGAAACUGGGCGAAGCUGCUUGUAAAGCGGCACGGGCUGUUAACUAUGUUGGUGCAGGCACUGUUGAAUUUAUAAUGGACGAAAAUCAUGAAUUUUAUUUUAUGGAAAUGAAUACGCGUUUACAGGUUGAACAUCCAAUAACAGAAAUGAUAACAGGAACGGAUUUAGUUGAAUGGCAAAUAAAAAUUGCUCAGGGUGAACCAAUACCAUUGAAACAAGAUGAAAUUAAAUUGAAUGGUCACUCAUUUGAAGCACGAAUCUAUGCUGAAGAGCCAAACAAUGAAUUUAUGCCUGGUGCUGGAUUGUUAACAUAUCUACGAACACCACCCAUAACUGAUGGUAAAAUUCGUGUUGAAACUGGAGUAUUAGAAGGUGAUGAAGUCUCUGUACAUUAUGAUCCAAUGAUUGCUAAACUUGUCGUGUGGUCAACAACUCGACUAAAUGCAUUACAAAAAUUACGUGCGGCAUUACAACAAUACUAUAUUGGUGGAUUGAAAACGAACAUUCCGUUUCUAAUAUCAUUGUGUGAUAGUAAAAAAUUUCAAUUAGGGAAUGUUCAUACAGAUUUUAUUAAAGAAAAUAAGCAAGAAUUAUUUCAUGUUAAUGAGUUGAGUUCAGUUACAGCAGUGGCUGCUGCAUACUCUUAUUUUGAUUAUCAAACAAAAUCGUCCGCUAGUCAAUUCGUGUCCGAUCCUUUCUCACCAUUUGCAUUAAAAAGUUCCUUUCGUCCAAAUUUUCUACAAAAACACAAUAUUACAUUGCUCUACGACAAUAAAGAUCAUAAUUUUCAAAUUGAAUCGCUUGAUGCAACAAAAUCGAUUGUAUAUUAUCAAGGUAAACGUUAUAAUAUUGAAAUCCGUCCCGGUACUGCUGAUGCUGAUGAGAUUACAAUGUUGAUCAACGAUCAUCAGUUUCAUUGUCGUUUACUUGUUGAUGGUGACCAAUUGACAUUUUAUUCAAAUUUUAAUCGUACAUCAUUUGAUUUUAAACAUCGUUCACCAUCGUUUGUCGCGGCGCUUGAAAAAAGUGGUGGAACAGAGGGAGGAACAACAGUUGAUCCUGUAGCACCAAUGCCUGGGAUUAUUGAUAAAGUUUAUGUUAAAGAAGGAACACAUGUGAAUAUCGGACAACCGUUACUUGUCAUGACAGCAAUGAAAAUGGAACAUAUUAUUAAAGCUACGAAAACUGGAGUAGUUGAUAAAAUACUAUUUCAUCCAGGGCAAGUUGUGAAAAAAGGAGAAAAAUUAUUAAUAUUCAAACAAGAUGAUACUCUUAAACAAGAUGAUACUGUUAAACAGUGA